This is a messenger RNA of Vicia villosa (hairy vetch), 795 nucleotides long. RefSeq names its product AT-hook motif nuclear-localized protein 29-like. Bases 1 to 795 code for a protein of 264 amino acids. Lineage: Eukaryota; Viridiplantae; Streptophyta; Magnoliopsida; Fabales; Fabaceae. The transcript has a single exon. Gene Ontology annotation, molecular function: DNA-binding transcription factor activity; minor groove of adenine-thymine-rich DNA binding. The record is from RefSeq and is a predicted model, not a curated record. Gene Ontology annotation, cellular component: nucleus. Gene Ontology annotation, biological process: vegetative to reproductive phase transition of meristem.
AUGUCUGACCAUGAUGCUGAGAGAAACCAAGAGCUUCAGCUAUUCACCGCACCACAACCAGAAAACGAAACACCAAACACUAACACCAUCGUAGAUAACAAUCAUCAUGCAUCUUCCUCCACUGUCUCUCGUCGCCCCCGAGGGCGUCCUCUUGGCUCCAGGAACAAACCAAAGGUGCCUGUCAUAGUAACACAUGACAACACUAAUGUUUUAAAUUCUCAUAUGAUUGAGAUUAGUGUUGGAGACGACAUAUCAAAAAGUGUCGUUGAUUACGCUCAUCGUCAGGGGCGGGGCAUAUGCAUUCUCAAUGGAGAUGGACUGGUGACACAUGUUAGACUUUGCCUACCCACAGGAAGAGUUGUAAUCCUACAAGGAAGGUUUGAGAUUCUUUUGAUAUCUGGGACAAUUUUCCCAAUGCCAACCUCAAUGAAUGUUGGAGGAUUGACUGUUUACUUAUCAGGAACAAAUGAACAAGUGAUUGGGGGAAGUGUAAUGCCCCCUCUGGUGGCUUCAAGUUCGGUGACUCUGACAGUUGUUUCCUUUGAAAACACUGCACCAGAAAAGCUUUCUUCGGUGGUAAUUGAUCGAAAAGAACAUCACCUCCCAUGCCUCGACGAAGUUGUACAAGUGAGAGUACGUGAUGAUGACUUAUUCAAUGAUAGAGAUUCAACAUUUAGAACAAGAAACACGAUGAGUAGCAACAUCAAUCAUCCAUCAUCCUCUACUCAAGAUCGUAUAUUCGAAUGGGAUACUACUGCAAUCGUAACUCCUCCACCCAAACAUCCCCGCUUCUAG